AUGUGUGCGGAAGACGUUGAGAAGCUUGUGAAUGAUCGACUUCGAGACUUGAAGACUGGUGGGAACCUCGAGGAUGCGCUACGUAAGGAGAUGGACCAGGCGAUCUAUACUCCUUUCACCCUUGAAAUUGAGCAGGCUGCUCCCCCGAAGGGAUUCCGAUCCCGAGAGCCACCUAAAACACUUCAAAAGUGUCAUGAUCCUCCACAAGGCCGACGACGCACUGAUGUGCAAGGUGUUUACAAUGACCUUGCGAGGAGCAACUCAAGACUGGUUCCACAUCCUACCAUCUGGAUCGAUCAGCAGCUUCAAGUAGUUGGCUUACGUCUUUACCAAAGAGUACACCUCUUACCGGAUGAUCAAGAAGAACCCUGA
Prunus armeniaca (apricot) is the source of this 372-nucleotide messenger RNA. NCBI's taxonomy places the organism in Eukaryota, Viridiplantae, Streptophyta, Magnoliopsida, Rosales, Rosaceae. The record is from the annotation of a GenBank genome assembly.